Messenger RNA from Neltuma alba, 14499 nucleotides. RefSeq lists its product as uncharacterized. Bases 1527 to 14201 code for a protein of 4224 amino acids. The transcript is spliced from 63 exons. Lineage: Eukaryota; Viridiplantae; Streptophyta; Magnoliopsida; Fabales; Fabaceae. The record is from RefSeq and is a predicted model, not a curated record.
CUCCAAGAAUAAUUUCCACUGGGGAGAAAUGUGCAUUUGAAUGCCAAAGAGGAAGAUAUUAUUCAUAUCCUUCGUGACUGUAAGAUAUAGCAGUUUCAGUUUCUUUCGUUCUAACUAAUGAUCAUUUCAGUUUCUUUCGUUCUAACUUGCACGUUUGGCCACGACUCAAUAGGACAAAGUAACAGGGGUAUGCGAGAUUUAGCAGAUGGCCGUGGUGAAAAGUGUUUUGCUUUGUAUGCUGGUUACUUUGGGAAAACAGAUGCCACGACAUUAUGGAGGGCACCAGAAUUCAAGAUUACGGAAUUGUCCCGGCAAGUCUUUAUCAGAUGAUGGCGUCCACUGAGCAAUUGCAAAUUCAGGCACAGAAUCUUCAAUCUCACUACGUAUCCAGAAAUGAAGUGGCACCCACCACUCAAAGAUUAUGUUCACCUCGAUCCUGAUGGUUCGGUGAACAGUCAACGACUUACUCAGAGACUCGAAUAAGCAGCAUAAUUUCACAAAAAUUCUUGCUUGCACCGACUCUUUGGAAGCCAUACAUUUGCUCAUGACUGACAGAGGAACCAACCAUCUAUUGAGUUUGGAGAUCAAUGAGGUAAGGAGUAUGAUACUAUCAGAUGGGGACAUCGAAAUCAGAUAUGCACGACUACUUAACCAAGGAAGCUCAUCAUUCGACCGAGAUUUACAUUGUCAUGCAGAACCCACCUUUUGGCUGUACUGUCGUUUCACUCUGACGUAGGAAUGUCUAGGUUGAUGUAAAGCGAAUGUCUAGGUUGAUGUAAAGCGUUUGUACUUGCCUUUCUAGUCGGGUGGGAAAAAAACUGAAUCAGUAAGAAAUCACCCCGAUAGGGACUAACAGAGAGCCCGAAACAAGGGAGAACGAGAACGAGUGAAGAAGACAACAGGCUAGGGCUGCGAACGAGAGUUAAAAAGGACAAAAACACCUGCGAUGACGGAGCACGAGAGGUGCGAUGAGUUGAAGACUAGGAACGGGUGAAUGGCUGAUGGCCGAGAUUCUUCCUUUCAGGGAGACUGAGCAAUGAAGGAAUUUCUCGCAAUGAAGAGUGAAGAUCGAAAGGAAAUAUGGUUUAAUUAGUUAGGAUGACGAUGAGGUGGACGGCUAAGGUUCUUCUUCCUAUUAUUGGAACGGUGGUCCCUGCUGCAUAAGGCUUACCUGGAUUAGCAGGGCGUUGCCACAUCAGCAAAUUAUUUUGCCUUUGUCAUUGUCACGGUUGCUGGGGACGAGGAUCUAAACAUUUAACCAUGGAUUUAAAAUUUUUAAGAAUAUAUUUACUGACAUUGAUGUUUCAUAACUUAAUUGGCGGAAAAAAAUGAGCGAUGUUUCGCCGCGAGCUUCUCUGGUUCUUCCAGUGUUCGUUCGUUAAUGAAACCCGAAAAUUCCCACGGAAAUUCCAUUUCAGUUCCCUAUGUAAUCCUGUACUCACACCUGGAUCGUCGUAAAUCUGUGGACCACUUGGACAAACUUUGCUUGGAGUGUUCCCCGUACAAGUUUGAUCUGGUUCCUCGCCAUGUUCGAAAGCCACGUAUUGCAUUUGCUUCGAAGAUAUCUGGGCGAAUACGUACAUGGGCUGUCGACAGAGGCGUUAAGAAUAAGUGUCUGGAAGGGUGACGUUGUCCUCAAAGAUUUGAAGUUGAAGGCAGAGGCAUUAAAUGCACUAAAAUUACCAGUUACUGUCAAAGCUGGCUUUGUUGGCGCCAUUACUCUGAAGGUUCCUUGGAAAAGUUUGGGCAAAGCACCUGUGGUCGUUUUGAUUGAUCGUGUGUUUAUUCUUGCUAAUCCUGCUCUUGAUGGACGGACAAUAAAGGAGGAGGAUGUGGAAAAACUUUUCCAAGCCAAGCUCCAGGAGAUUAAGGAAGCAGAGUCAGCCACGCUUGAUGCAAUAUCCAAGUCAAACUUCAGAAGUCCACCUUCUGGAAAUUCAUGGUUGAGCUCUCUAAUUGCAACUAUUAUUGGAAAUCUUAAGAUCACUAUUAGCAAUGUACAUAUCAGAUACGAAGAUUCAAUAAGUAAUCCUGGCCAUCCGUUUUGCUCGGGUGUUACUUUGGCUAAACUUGCUGCUGUUACAAUGGAUGAGCAGGGAAAGGAAACCUUUGAUACUAGUGGUGCUUUGGAUAAAUUGCGAAAGUCAUUAAAACUUCAGAGGCUAGCUCUUUAUCAUGAUUCUGACUGCCCUCCUUGGGAGAUUGACAAGAGAUGGGAGGAUGUCAGUCCACAAGAAUGGAUUGAGAUAUUUGAAGAUGGCAUAAAUGAGCCUUCUGAUGACUGUAGACCGGUUUCUAAAUGGGCCAUGAAACGUACAUAUUUGGUUUUUCCCAUUAAUGCAAUCCUACAAUAUCACCGUCUUGGAAAGCAAGAACAGCAUAAUCCGGAAAUUCCAUUCGAAAAAGCUUCCCUUGUCCUCAGUGAUGUCUGUGUCACUCUGACUGAGGGUCAAUAUUAUGAUUGGAUUAAACUUUUGGAAGCUGCUUCAAGAUACAAGACGUAUGUGGAAGUCUCUCAUUUAAGACCUGUCGUUCCAGUUUCAGAGGCUCCUGAUCUGUGGUGGAAGUAUGCUGCUCAAGCUGGACUGCAACAGAGGAUGAUGUGCUAUCGCUUAUCAUGGGAUCAAAUUCGGAAUCUUUGUCGGUGUCGUCGUCAGUACAUUCAAUUGUACAUGGCUUCUCUUCAACAUUCAUCACAUGUUAACCAUGAAGAAAUCAGAGAAAUAGAAAAAGAUCUUGAUCCUAAAGUGAUUCUUCUAUGGAGGUUACUAGCUCAUGCAAAGGUUACAUCUGCAAAAUCGAAGGUAGCAGCUGAACAAAGGAGGCUUAGGAAUAAAAGCUGGUUUUCAUUUACAUGGAGUGCUGAAACAGAAGAAGCCUCUGUGAAGAAUUCUUCUGGGUUAACAGAUGAAAGGCUGACCAAAGAAGAAUGGGAGGCAAUCAACAAAUUGCUUAGUUACCAGCCUGAUGAGGAGCUUAUGCUACCUUCACCAAAGGACAUGUCAAAAAUGAUCCAGUUUCUAGUAACCGUAUCUGUUUAUCAGGCUGCUGCACGGAUUGUCAAUGUGAAUCGGAUGGAAAUUGUUUGCGGUCGAUUUGAGCAGCUCAAUGUGUCAACAAAGUUCAAGCAUCGGAGUAUUUACUGCAACGUGCUACUAAAAUUUUGUGGUUUAUCUGCUCCUGAAGGUUCACUUGCGCAGAGUGUCUGUAGUGGGCAGAAGGUUAAUGCGUUAACUGCUAGUUUUGUGCAUUUACCAAUCGGGGAGAACAUUGACUGGAGGCUGUCAGCUACAAUCUCUCCUUGCCAUAUUACGGUUUUGAUGGAAAGUAUUGAUCGCAUCGUUGAAUUUUUUAAAAGAAGCAAUUCAGUCAGUCCCACUGUUGCAUCAGAGACAGCUACUGCCUUGCAGAUUAAGUUUGAGAAAGUAACUCGUAGAGCACAGGAGCAAUUUUACAUGGUUCUAGAGGAACAAAGCAGAUUUGCGUUUGAUAUUGAUCUUGAUGCUCCCAAAGUUAGAGUUCCUCUCAGAACUAGUGGUUCAACCAGAUGCUGUAGUCAUUUUCUUCUAGAUUUUGGUCAUUUUACACUGCAUACUGCGGCCAGUCAGUUAAGUGAGCAGAGUCAGAAUCUUUAUUCUCGAUUUUAUAUCUCUGGGCGAGAUAUAGCUGCUUUUUUUACAAAUUGUGGCUCUGACUUGGAGAGUUGCAGUUUGGUGAAAUUAAAUUGUAGCAGCCAACUAAUGAUGUCACUUGCUGCAGAAAAAGUUGAAAAUCUCUAUUCUCUCAUUGAUAGGUGCGGAGUGACAGUUCUUGUUGAUCUGAUUAAAGUGCCUCAUCCAACUUAUCCAUCAACUCGUAUUUUGGUUCAAGUACCAAAUGUUGGCAUUCACUUCUCACCAACAAGAUAUUUGAAAAUUGUGGAGUUGAUGAACAUAAUUUACGGGGCAUUAGAAACCUGCAGUGAGCCAGCUGCUGGUAGUUUCCAAGAUAAACUUGGGCCUUGGAGUCCUGGAGCUCUGGCCACUAAUUGCAGAAUCCUUGUUUGGAAGGGAAUUGGCAAUUCUGUGGCUUCAUGGCAACCUUGUUUUCUUGUUCUUUCUGGGUCGUAUAUUUAUGUAUAUGAAUCUGCAAGCUCUCACAGUUACCAGCGAUGUCUAAGCAUGGCUGGUAAGCAAGUCCUUGAGGUUCCUCCUACGAGUGUUGGUGGCUCGCCAUUUUGUAUUGCUGUUUACUUAAGGGGAACAGACGUUCAGAAGGCCUUAGAAUCUUCAAGCACCUGGAUCUUAGAUUUUCGAGAGGAAGAGAAGGUUAUCUGGUUUAAAGGCCUUAUAAAAGCUACCUAUCAAGCUUCUGCUCCUCCAUCAGUUGAUGUGCUCGGUGAAUCUAAAGAUGACACAGCUUCAUACAGUAUGCUCAGUACCACAGAUCCUAAAAGAGCUGACGUUGUGAUUAAUGCGGUAUUGGUGGAAUCAAAGCUGUUUAUUUACGGAAAGGCUGGAGAUAUUGUUGAUGAAAAGCUGGAUGAGUCACUAAUUAUUGAGAUUCUUGCUAGUACUGGAAAGGUGCAUGUCAUUCAAGCAGAUGGUGACCUGACGGUCAAGAUGAAGCUGCAUUCUUUGAGAAUCAAGGAUGAACUUCAGGGUUGUCUAUCUGUGGUUCCUCAUUAUCUAGCUAUUUCUGUGCUAAAAGAUGAAGCAUUAUCUAUUUCCUCUGGCUUACGUGAUUCUUAUGGGAAGGAUGUGUCUGUUAGAUAUGCUGAGGAUGAUCAUAGUUUUAAAGAUGCAUUGUCUGACUUCAUCUAUCAGACAGAUGCAGAUAAUUACUUGCAAAAUAUGAAUGUGGACCAGCGAGGAUUGAAGGGGAUUACAUCUGAUUUGGAGUCUCUCAAAACCAUGGUUCUUGAAAAAGAAUUUGAGAAGGGAAAGGAUACUCCCCUGGAGGUGUGUUAUGAGGCAGAAGGAAGUGAUCAUUCAGAUUUCAUAUCUGUCACUUUUUUGAUGAGGAGUUCACUAUCACCUGAUUAUGACGGUAUAGACACUCAGAUGAGUGUUCACAUGUCCAAACUGGAGUUCUACUGCAACAGGCCCACCAUUGUGGCAUUAAUUAAUUUUGGCUUGGAUAUAAGCUCUGUACGUUAUGUCACAAUUCCUAAUGACAAGGCACCAGCAUCUGAGGAGCACAAGUUUAUAAAAAAAGAAAAGGCAGAUGAAAAAGGGCGUGUUACAGAAUUGUUGGGCUUUAGUAAGGAACGUGCAAUAUUUCAUUUACAUUUGGAUGUAGACAGUGUAGCGGUUUUUCUUAAUAACGAGGAUGGAUCUCAGCUUGCUAUGCUGGUACAAGAAAGUUUCCUAUUGGAUCUAAAGGUUCACUUAAGUUCUCUAUCCAUCCAUGGCACAUUAGGAAAUUUCAGACUUUGUGAUAGGUCAUUCGGUGCAGAUCACUACUGGGCCUGGCUCUGUGAUAUACGCCAUCCAGGCAGUGACUCCCUUAUAAAGUUAAAAUUUCAUUCCUAUAGUGCUGAAGAUGAUGAUUAUGAAGGAUAUGACUACAGCUUGCAAGGUCAACUUUCUGCUGUUCGCAUUGUUUUCCUCUACAGAUUUGUGCAGGAGAUAACAGUAUACUUUAUGGAACUUGCCUCCCCACAUACUGAAGAAGCAAUCAAACUUGUUGAUAAAGUUGGAGGGUUUGAAUGGUUGAUUCAAAAAUAUGAAAUUGAUGGAGCUACUGCACUCAAGCUGGAUCUGACACUCGACACUCCAAUUAUCAUUGUUCCAAAAAAUUCAACAAGCAAAGAUUUCCUUCAACUUGAUUUGGGGAGGCUACAGAUUACAAAUGAGUUGAGUUGGCAUGGCUCUCAAGAGAAAGAUCCUUCUGCUGUCCAUAUCGAUCUUCUUCAUGCUCAGAUUAUAGGUAUCAACAUGUCAGUUGGAAUAGAUGGUAUUCUUGGAAAACCAAUGAUAAGGGAAGGUCAAGGGAUUGAUAUAUUUGUUCGUCGAAGCUUGAGGGAUGUUUUCAGGAUUGUGCCAACAUUUUCGCUUGAAGUGAAGGUGGAUCUGUUGCAUGGCAUAAUGUAUGCUAAAGAAUAUAAAGUGAUUUUGGAUUGUACAUACAUGAAUUUAUCUGAGGAAUCAAGGCUUCCUCCAAGCUUUCGUGGUGGAAAUUCUGCUUCAAAAGAUACUAUUAGGCUUCUGGUUGAUAAGGUUAACAUGAACAGUCAGCUUUUGCUGUCACAGACUGUUACAAUUAUGGCUGUUUUUGUCAACCAUGCAUUGCUAGAGUUGUGUAAUGGGAUUGAUGAAGCUUCACCAUUGGCUCAUAUUGUUCUGGAAGGCCUUUGGGUUUCAUACCGUAUGACUUCUUUGUCAGAAGCAGAUCUUUAUGUGACAAUUCCCAAAUUCUUUGUGUUAGAUGUUCGCCCAGACACAAAUUCUGAAAUGCGUUUGAUGCUUGGAACAUCAACUGAUGCGUUGAAGCAAGCAGUUACUGGAAACUUUCCCUUUAAUAGAAGCAUCUCUAGAAGGAUAAGCAGUGAAGCUGGAAUGGACAUUGAUUUGCCCAUUUUAACAAUGUUCUUGAUGGAUUACAGAUGGCGGAGGUCAUCCCAAUCAAUUGUGAUUCGUAUUCAGCAACCCCGGGUUCUUGUGGUGCUAGAUUUUCUUCUUGCUCUGGCUGAGUUUUUUGUACCUUCGUUGGGUUCAUUAAUUGGAAGAGAGGAAAGUAUGGAUCCAAAGAAUGAUCCUAUUAGCAAUGACAACAUAGUGCUGAUGAAGCCUGUUUACAAGCAGACAGAAGAUGUGGUUCACCUCUCUCCAUGCAAACAGUUAGUUGCUGACUGUGCUGGCAUCAAUGAGUAUACAUAUGACGGUUGUGGAAAGCUUAUCUGUUUAGGUCUUGAAACAGAUGCUACGGAACUUCACAACAGAAGGUUUCGACCAAUUAUACUCAUCGGUCAUGGGAAGAGAUUGCGAUUUGUUAAUGUAAAGAUUGAGAACGGUUCUCUUCUAAGGAAGUAUACAUACCUUAGUAAUGAUAGCAGCUACUCAGUCUCUAUAGAUGAUGGUGUUGAAAUAGUACAGCUGGACAAGCCCUCGUUUAGUGGCAAGAAGAACCUGGAGCGUAUGGCUAAAUCAUUUGACACUUCGAGUUCUGUAUAUUCCCAAAGUGAAUAUAGUGGAAUUCAAAGUUUCACCUUUGACACCCAGGUUAUCUCUUCAGAAUUCACCUUCUAUUGUGAUACAAAGUCAUCUUUGGAUGAUUCAUGGUAUGGAGAAAAGCUUAUUCGAGCUAAGUUGGACUUAAGCUUCAUGUAUGCCUCCAAGGAAAAAGACACUUGGAUUAGAGGCUUGGUGAAAGAUUUUACUGUUGAGGCUGGUUCUGGUCUUGUCAUCCUGGAUCCAGUGGAUAUUUCCGGUGGAUAUACUUCAGUAAAGAACAAGAGAAAUAUUUCUUUACUAUCAACAGACAUAUGUAUCCAUCUUUCACUUAGUGUUGUUUCUCUUAUACUCAAUCUGCAAAGUCAGGCAUCAGCUGCAUUGAAUUUUGGAAAUACAACACCCCUGGUUCCAUGUACCAACUUUGACCGCAUUUGGGUGUCUCAAAAAGAGGUUGACUCUCAAAACAGUAUCACCUUUUGGAGGGCUCGACCACCGGCAAAUUAUGUUGUGUUAGGAGAUUGUGUGACAUCAAGGGCAAUUCCUCCUUCACAGGCGGUAAUGGCAGUAAGCAACAUAUAUGGUCGUGUAAGGAAGCCUAUUGGUUUCCACCUUAUCGGAUCAUUUAUGAGUAUUCAGGGCCUCCACUCUGUUUCUGGCAGUGAUUGCUUUCUCUGGAUGCCUAUUGCACCCACAGGCUACAUAGCAUUAGGUUGUGUAGCUCAUGUAGGGAGACACCCACCCACAACUCAUGUUGUUCAUUGCUUACGUUCAGAUCUUGUAACAUCAACAUUAGUUUCAGAUUGCAUAUUUAAUAUUCCUCCGAACAUUCACUUUACUUCUGGAUUUAGCAUAUGGCGUCUUGAUAAUGUUAUUGGGUCGUUUUUUGCACAUUCUUCAAUUGAAUGUCCCCGUGAAGAUAGAUGUUACGGCCUUAAUCAUCUGCUACUCUGGAACUCAAAUCAAGUGUCGUCUUAUCUAGUAGAUCCAGUUGCAGAUUUUAAUUCUGAUCAUGAUGAUGAAUAUCAGGGGUUAGACCAAAGUAUGAAUACCUCUGAAUGGGAUAUUCUCAGCUCCAUUUCAAGAGGAGCUAGCUUCUAUAUGUCAACGCCUAAUUUUGAGAGAAUUUGGUGGGACAAAGGCACUGAUCUUCAUCAUUCAGUCUCCAUUUGGCGACCUAUUGCUCAUCUUGGUUAUGCUGCCUUGGCUGAUUGCAUCACUGAAGGCCUGGAGCCUCCUACACUUGGAAUAAUCUUUAAGAAUGACAAUCCUGAUAUUUCAGCAAAACCUGUUCAAUUUACCAAAGUCGCCCAUAUUGUAGGCAAAGGAAUUGAGGAAGUUUUUUUCUGGUAUCCUACAGCUCCUCCUGGUUAUGUUUCUCUAGGAUGUAUUGGCUCCAGAACAGACGAACCACCAAGUGUAGAUUUGUUAUGCUGCCCAAGGAUUGAUCUUGUUAGUCAAGCAGAUGUUCAUGAGGUGCCACUUUCAAGAUCUUCAAGAGCACCUCAAUGCUGGAGUAUAUGGAAAGUUGAAAAUCAGGCCUGCAGUUUUCUGGCUCGUUCUGAUCUUAGAAAGCCAUCCAACCGAUUGGCCUACAUAAUUGGUGAUUCAGUGAAGCCCAAGACUCGUGAUAACAUAACCACUGAGCUGAAACUCAAACGGCUUUCUUUGGCAAUUUUGGACAGCUUCUGUGGAAUGAUGACACCCCUAUUUGACACGACCAUUACCAACAUCAAACUUGCAACACAUGGUGGACUAGAAGGAUUGAAUGCAGUGCUGAUUUCUUCAAUUGCCGCAUCAACCUUUAAUGCACAAUUAGAGGCAUGGGAGCCACUUGUGGAGCCAUUUGAUGGAAUAUUUAAGUUUGAAAUUUAUGAUACCAAUGCACACUCACCAUCAGGGCUUGGAAAGAGAGUUCGUGUUGCUGCUACCAGUAUCCUGAAUGUGAAUAUCAGUGCAGCAAAUCUUGAAACCUUUGUGGAAGGCAUUCUUUCAUGGAGAAGACAAUUAGAUCUUGAACAGAAAGCAAUGAAGCUAAAUGAGGAGAUUGGUGGUCAACCAAGAAAUGGAGAAGACACAACUUUUUCUGCGUUGGAUGUGGAUGACUUGCAGACUGUGGUUGUAGAAAAUAAACUUGGUUGCAAUAUCUUUGUCAAAAAGUCUGAGCAAGAUAUAGAUACUGUUGACAAGCUACAUCACGGUGACUCUGCCUUGGUGUGGAUUUCACCUCCAAGGUUUUCAGAUAGGUUAAAUGUUGCGGACAAAUUUUUGGCACCGCGAUACUAUAUUUCUGUACAGAUACUUGGAGCCAGGGGUUUACCCGUCAUUGAUGAUGGAAACAGCCAUAACUUCUUCUGUGCUUUGCGUCUGGUUGUUGAGAGCCAACCAACAGAACAGCAAAAGCAUUUUCCCCAGACUGCAAGGACAAGAUGUGUGAAGCCUUUAAUUUCAAGUAGUGAUGGGGAUGAAGGCAUGGUAAAAUGGAAUGAACUCUUCAUUUUUGAACUUCCUCAAAAGACCCCUGCUAAGUUGGAAAUAGAGGUUACAAAUCUUGCUGCGAAAGCUGGAAAAGGUGAUGUUGUGGGUGAGCUUUCUGUUUCCGUUGGACAUAGUGCACAUACUUUAAGGAAGGUGGCUUCUGUGAGAAUGUGUCAUCAAGCACAUGAUGUCCCGAAUAUUACAUCAUAUCCACUCAGGAGAAUGGUUCAACAGAACAAUGAGGAAGACAUUAAUGAGGGGUGCCUCUUACUUUCAACUUCUUAUUUUGAAAAAAAUUCAAUUGCAAACCUUGAAAAAGAUACAGAAAAUAAGAAUGAUAUUGAUAGAGAUGUAGGUUUCUGGGUAGGGCUUGACCCUAGGGGUGAAUGGGCAAGUGUUCGAUCUUUGCUUCCACUUUUAGUGGUUCCCAAAUUAUUACAAAAUGAAUUUAUUGCAAUGGAAGUUGUCAUGAAAAAUGGCAAGAAACAUGUAAUUUUCAGGGGUCUUGUCACAACAGUGAAUGACUCGGACAUUCCAAUCAAUAUUUCUACAUGUGAGGCAUCUAUAAGCUAUGCUACAGAUCACUCACUUGGAGCAAGCGGUCCUGAGAUUUUACUGGAAGAGGUCUUUCAAAAUCAGUAUUAUCAUCCAACGUCUGGUUGGGUUAAUGAAUCACUAGGUUUGAAUCAUGAAAAUAUCUACCACUGGAGCACAAGGGACUUCUCAUACUCAUCAAAGGACUUCUUUGAACCUCCACUUCCUCACGGUUGGAAAUGGUCAUCAGCGUGGAUGAUAGACAGAUGUCAAUUUUCUGACAAUGAUGGCUGGGUAUAUGGGCCUGAUCUUAAAAGCUUGAAAUGGCCUCUUAACUCUUUAAAGUUUUCAGCAAAAUCAGCCUGUGAUGUUUUCCGACGGAGGCGUUGGAUUAGACAAAAGUUUUCUGAGGAAGGCAGAGAAUGCACAGGGAGUGGAACAUCUCUAGUAUAUCCUGGCGCUUCAACUGUUUUAUCUUGGGCAAGCACCUCCAAGGACUGUGAUAAAUGUUUGCAGGUUCAACCGAUUGUUGACAGUCCUCAGCUCUUCUAUUCAUCAGGUCUUGCAGUUGCUGUUGGUAAAAGUUAUAUGUAUGGUGGUAAAGAUCAGCUCCUAUUAGAUCAAGGUUCUAGACAGAAUUUACUAAUGUCCUAUUGUCCGUUGAAGCUAAAUCAGCUUCAGAAGAAGGAUGUACUUCUGUGCUGUAACCCUAGCAGCGGAAGCAAACUAUUUUGGUUAAGUGUUGGAAUUGAUGCCGCAGUUCUUAAUACUGAAGUAUAUGCACCUGUGUAUGAUUGGAGAAUAUCAAUUAACUCUCCUAUAAAAUUGGAGAACUGGCUUCCUUGCUCUGCUGAAUUUACAAUUUGGGAGAAAACCAAGGAAGGGAAUCGAGUUGAGCAGCAUCAUGGUACCAUAUUGUCUCGUCAGAAUGUGCAUAUAUAUUCUGUGGAUAUUCAGAAACCUGUGUAUCUAACUUUAUUUCUGGAGGAAGGCUGGGUUAUGGAAAAGGACGCUAUUUUGGUGCUGGAUUCUUCUUUUUCUGGUCAUGUCUCAUCAUUCCGAAUGGUUCACCAAAAAAGUAGUAGGAAAUUGCGUGUGAGCAUUGAACACGACAUGGGUGGGACCACUGCUGCACCUAAAACGUUGAGAUUUUUUGUUCCAUAUUGGAUUGUCAAUGAGUCAUCUCUUGCUCUAGCAUACCGUGUGGUGGGAGUGGAAUAUUUAGAAAGUGCAGAUAUGGAUUCUCUUCCACUUUCUAGAGGCAUCAAGUCUUCCAAAACAGUCGACAAAAAAAGUUCUGGUUCAAGGAGAAAUCUUCAAGUGUUUGAAGCAAUUGAAGACAGUGGUCAUUUUCCUAGCAUGCUCUCACCACAAGACUAUGCCAGUCGUAGUGGAGUUACAUUCUUUCAAUCCCAUAAAGAUACGUACCAGUCACCACAAGUGGGCAUUGCCAUUGCUAUGUGCCAUUCUGAAGUAUACAGCUCUGGGAUUUCUCUGCUUGAACUAGAAAACAAGGAACGGAUUGAUGUCAAGGUUCUAAGUUUAAAUGGAUCUUACUACAGGCUUUCAGCAUUAUUAAACAUGACGUCAGACAGAACAAAGGCAGUUCAUAUUCAGCCACACACAACAUUCAGUAAUCGAGCAGGUUGUAGUAUCUGCCUGAAGCAAUGUGAUUCUUCAGCAGCUGUAUGGAUUCAUCCCACUGAUUCUCCAAAACUCUUUGAGUGGCAGUCAUCCACCAAAAUUGGACUGUUGAAGUUGCGCAUUGAAGGCUACAAAUGGAGCACUCCAUUUAGUGUUUGCAAUGAAGGCACAAUGCGCAUUAGCUUGAAAAAAGAUGUCAGUGAUGAUCAAAUACAGUUAAGGGUGGCAGUGAGAAGUGGUGCCAAAAGAUCCCGUUUUGAAGUUAUUUUUCGUCCAAAUUCUUUGUCGAGUUCUUACAGGAUUGAGAAUCGUUCCAUGUCCUUGCCUAUUCACUUCUGUCAAGUUGAUGGCAUUGGUGAUUCUUGGCAGAUGCUUCCUCCUAACUCAGCUGCUUCAUUGCUGUGGGAAGAUCUUGGUAGAAGACGUUUAUUGGAACUAUUAGUCGAUGGAGCUGACCCAAUGGAAUCACUAAAGUACGAAAUCGAAGAAAUGUCUGACUGCCAGCCUAUCCAUGUAAAGGAUGGAUCAACCAGAUAUUUGCAUGUUACUAUUGUGAAAGAGGAGAAAAUCAAAGUUGUAAAAAUUAUCGAUUAUAUGCCAAAAACUGAACCUACAGUGGUCCUGAACAGAAAAUAUUUAUCAUCUAUGCCCCAGAUCUUAAAAAGUGACUUUCAAAAGCAACAACCUGUAGCAGAAAUAGAUUGUGAAUUUCACAUCACGUUUGAGCUUGCUGAACUUGGGAUAUCUUUUAUCGAUCAUAUACCUGAAGAAAUAUUGUACCUGUCUGUUCAAAAUCUUGUUCUAGCAUAUUCAACUGGUUUGGGAUCAGGAAUUAGUAGAUUUAACCUCAGCAUGAGCGGGCUGCAGGUUGACGACCAAUUGCCAUUAACUCCAAUGCCUGUUCUCUUAAGACCGCAGAGAGUACUGUCUGAAACUGAUUAUAUCCUGAAAAUUUCCAUGACAAUGCAAUCAAAUGGGUCAUUGGAUCUUCGUGUCUAUCCAUAUAUUGGUCUCCAUGGACCAGAAAGUUCUUCUGCCUUCUUAAUAAACAUCCAUGAACCUUUUGUUUGGCGCCUUCAUGAAAUGUUCCAGCAGGCUAAACUUAAUAGGUUGUAUAAUUCUCCAACCACUGCUGCUUCAGUUGAUCCAAUCAUUCAAAUUGGUGUCCUUAAUGUCUCGGAAGUUCGAUUCAAAGUGUCAAUGGCUAUGUCACCUAGUCAAAGGCCAAGAGGCGUGCUUGGGUUCUGGGCAUCCUUAAUGACUGCAUUGGGGAACAUGGAAAAUAUGCCUGUCAAGAUAAAUCAGAGAUUUCACGAGAAUGUGUGCAUGAGACGAAGUUCUAUGGUUAGUAUGGCUAUUUCAAAUAUCCAGAAGGAUCUACUAAGCCAGCCACUUCAGCUGCUCUCGGGUGUUGAUAUAUUGGGUAAUGCAAGUAGUGCACUUGGGCAUAUGAGUAAAAGUAUGGCUGCAUUAUCAAUGGAUAAGAAGUUUAUUCAAAGUCGGCAGAGACAGGAAAACAAAGGCAUAGAGGACUUUGGUGAUGUUAUAAGAGAGGGAGGUGGAGCAUUAGCUAAAGGUUUAUUCCGAGGAGUAACUGGAAUUUUGACAAAGCCUCUUGAAGGAGCAAAGACUUCUGGUGUAGAGGGUUUUGUUCAGGGCUUUGGGAAGGGAAUCAUCGGUGUAGCAGCACAACCAGUGAGUGGAGUUCUAGAUCUAUUGUCAAAAACCACUGAAGGUGCUAAUGCUAUGCGAAUGAAAAUUGCAUCAGCUAUAACAUCUGAUGAGCAACUUCUCAGGAGGAGAUUGCCUCGGGUGAUUAGUGGUGAUAAUCUGCUUACUCUAUAUGAUGAGUACAAAGCCCAAGGGCAGGUCAUAUUGCAGCUGGCAGAAUCAGGCUCAUUUUUUAGCCAGGUUGAUCUUUUUAAAAUUGGUGGGAACUUUGCCUCAUCAGAUGCUUAUGAAGAUCACUUUCUUCUACCAAAAGGGAAAAUCCUUAUGGUUACUCAUCGAAGAGUCGUACUAAUGCAGCAACCAUCCCAUAUUAUUGCUCAGAAGAAGUUCAGCCCUGCCAAGGAUCCUUGUUCGGUAAUCUGGGAUAUAGUGUGGAAUGACCUUAGGACCAUGGAGCUGACACAUGGAAAGAAAGAUAAACCAAAAGCUCCUCCUUCGCGGGUCAUUUUACAUUUACGGUCUAGAUCAUUGAAUUCAAAAGAAUAUGUUCGCAUUAUAAAAUGCAGCCCUGAAUCCCAUCAAGCUCUUGAAGUUUACUCAUCAAUUGAACAUGCAAUGAACACCUACGGCCAAAAUGAAUCGAAGGAAACACUGAAAAAUAAAGUGACAAAGCCAUAUUCCCCGCUAGGUGAUGGCUCUGGCGUGGAUUUAAUACAAAAAUAAGGAAUACACCCCUGGACUCCCCAAAAGAUGCCUCGAUCAAUUUCGGAAACUGAGUUUUAGAUUUCCUUCACCCAACACAAGGUUUCACGAUAGAAGAACUCGUAAAGCGUAGAUAUUGCGGACUCUGUUAGAUAUGCCACAUAUAUUUUGAUGAAAUUCAUUCUAUUUGCGAGUUUCAAAGGUUUGGUUUUAGACUUUUAGGCAUCAUUUUUGUCUUUCAACAAUGAGUGAUAUCGUUAAACACCAUGUUUUAAAAAAAAUAAAAUAAAAUAAAAUAAAAUAUCCUGUGUUUAUUAAA